This is a messenger RNA of Durio zibethinus, 1228 nucleotides long. Lineage: Eukaryota; Viridiplantae; Streptophyta; Magnoliopsida; Malvales; Malvaceae. The record is from RefSeq and is a predicted model, not a curated record.
AUAUAUAGAAAAAAGUAUAGUUAAUGCUAAUAGUACAAUUAAAGGAAGAAAAUAAUGUGACAGCAAGAAAAAGAAGAGCUAAAGCACUUUCAUAGGACCCAUAGCUUGUCCCCUCAGUAGCCCCAUUGAUUGAUCUUCAUUUUCCUCUCUUCUGCAAAUUUUUUUCUUUUCUUUUCUGUUUCCUUCUUCCACCCUUUCUUCCCAAGAUUCUUUUCCUUCUUCUUUGUCUAGGAAAAUAGUACUAGAGACAAUGAUGUCAAUCAACAAAGGAAAAGAAAUAGCUGAAGGGUCUUCAAGAUCAACAGCUGUUGCUGCUGCUGCUUCUGCUGCAGAUCAUCAGCAAAAUCCUCCUCCCUUAAGCCGGUAUGAGUCACAGAAAAGAAGGGAUUGGAACACUUUCGGUCAGUACUUAAGGAACCAAAGGCCACCAGUUGCUCUUUCUCAGUGUAACGCCAAUCAUGUGCUUGAUUUCCUUCGUUACCUUGAUCAAUUUGGCAAGACUAAAGUGCACUUACAAGGUUGCGUGUUCUUUGGGCAACCUGAACCACCAGGGCCUUGUACAUGCCCUUUAAGACAAGCUUGGGGUAGCCUCGAUGCUCUCAUCGGACGACUUCGAGCUGCUUAUGAAGAGAAUGGUGGCUUGCCUGAAACCAACCCUUUUGCUAGUGGUGCUAUCCGAAUUUACCUUCGUGAAGUGAGGGAUUCCCAAGCUAAAGCUCGAGGAAUUCCGUAUAAGAAGAAAAAGAAGAAGAGAAAUCCAUUGAAGACCAAUGAAGAUAGCUCAAGCUUCCCUAUUCAGCAAUCUUGAUUUCUCUCUGGUUUUCCCUCAUAAAAGUGGUCCUAUAAUAAAAUUACAAGAGUUUGAAUCAGUUUGCUUCUACAUCAUCAUGUCAAAGCUCCAUCUUACUCGAAAGCGCAAUCAUUUCCUCCUUGGAUCAAGAUAAUAUUGGUGAUUUUAUAGAUAGCUAGAUGAUGAUCAGCACUGUGUUUAUUGUUUUAAAUGAGUAUCAAAGCGGGAAAUGGGGCAAUAUAUAUAAAAAAAACUGGAGUUGAAGAGGGUAAGUGGCUUUUUUUUUUUCUUAUAUAUAUGUUUCCUUUUUAUUUCAAGUUAUGACUUAAUUAGUAAUUUGUCAAAUGCAGUCAAGUUUGUUCCAUGAACUAUUCUCCAGGUAUAUGUAUAUGGAUGCAAAUGAUUAUUAUAAUAAUGUAUUUCAACUGUUCCAGCAAA